UCCAGGCCGCUGAAGCUCCUCCAACUUUGGCUGCAGCCUGAAGCAGAAGCAGGACAGCAGAGCGAGGAGCUCCGCGCGCCGCAUCCUCCCACAGCUUCCCGAUCACACCGAGCCAUGAGCCCGCUUCCUCUUCUGCUCUGGAGGAUGAUCCGGAUGCUUUGGACCGUGGCGCUCAUGUCGGCCUACGGCGCACAGGAGUACGACUUCAUGGAAUGGGAUCCACCCAGGUACAACACCGGGCCCAUCUACGGGAAGACCCCCCAGUGCUUGGCGAUCCCCGAGGACCUGCGGCUCUGCUACGGCGUGGGUUACCCCCAGAUGCUGCUGCCCAACCUGCUGGAGCACGAAACCAUGGCGGAGGUGAAGCAGCAGGCCAGCAGCUGGGUGCCGCUGGUGCACAAGAGGUGCCACCCGGGCACGCAGGUCUUCCUCUGCUCGCUCUUUGCGCCCGUGUGCCUGGAUCGGCCCAUCUUCCCCUGCCGCAGGCUGUGCGAGGCGGUGCGGGACGGCUGCACCCCCAUCAUGGAGGCGUUCGGCUACCCGUGGCCGGAGAUGCUCACAUGCGACAAGUUCCCCGAUCAUGAUGUUUGCAUUUCCAUGACGCCCAACGCCACCGAGAGCCCGGAGUCUGCAGGUUACUCUCCCAUCUGUCCUCCAUGUGACAACGAAAUGAAAACAGACACCAUGCUGGAGCACAUGUGUGCCAGCGAGUUCGCAAUCAAGGCCAAGAUAAAGGAGGUGAAACGAGAAAACACAGACCGCAAGGUGAUCCUGCAAAAGAGGAAGAAGAUGGUCAAAGCAGGAAACCUAAAGAAAAAGGACACAAAGAAGCUGGUGCUGUACUUGAAGAACGGUGCAGACUGCCCCUGCCAACAGCUAGACAACCUGACAAACCAGUACCUGAUCAUGGGCCGGAAGGUGGACAAGCAGUACCUCCUCACAGGCAUCCACAAGUGGGACAAGUCCAACAAGGAGUUCAAAAAGGCCAUGAAAACACUCAAAACCCACAAAUGUCCCGAAUUCACUAACGUCUUCAAAUAGUACACAUACACUCCCAAAUCUGCAGGCGUUUUAUUCCACGUAUGAACUGGCAAACUUUGCUUCUAUCGUCCUGUUUAUCUACCUAAAUCUUUGUAUAUUUACACAUAUGUCCGCUGUUAAGUUUACGAUAAAUGCAUUGGGGAAUGACGACGAAAAGGUUGAGUUUCUUCUUGUUUUUGCCUUUCAGUUCAAGGAAAAGACUGUUGGUCUGCCGGGUCAGAGGACGGGUUGGUUAGUCUGACCAAACCCUGAUGGUUCUAAAAGUUAGCAGAGGUCCAUGCUGUUGACACGUUUGGGAUGGCAAAUGUCAAGCUAUAAAACAUGCAUUAUGUGCAAAUAGCCACUAAACAAAAUAACAUAAAUGAUGUCAAGUUCAACUUUUUCUGUGCCUGAAAAUAGUAUAUUUUAUAAAUAGUGUUAUUGUUCCAAUUUAUCAGCAGUUUGUCUCUUCUCUGAUAUGCUAAUGGUGGCUAACAAUAUUUCCAGGAGGAAACCAAUCCUUAAAAGUCUCCAGAAACGGCUGUUUCAGUUUGCAUUUAAAACAAGUGUGAGCUUUGACACACAGAGUAUAAAAUAGUGCUGGUAAAUACUUGUUAAAAUAAGACCUACAGUAAAUGUUUUUUUUUGUUUUUUAUGUACAUUGCAAAGUUUUUGAUAGUGAUGAUUUAUGUGUUUUGUUUAAAAUGCUUCAUUUGGCGCCGUGGAUCUAAACAUUUUCUACUUGUCUGUUCUGCUUUGGCGAUUUUGGUCCUUUUUUAGCACUAUUUCCUUUUGUUAGAUUGUGAUGUCAGCAUUUCAUUGCUGCCUAUUACAUGUACAUAUAAGUUUUACAUAAAAUAUGAUCAAUAAAAUGGUGUAACAAAGAA
Messenger RNA from Cyprinodon tularosa, 1907 nucleotides. It is a transcript of the gene sfrp1a, whose product is annotated as secreted frizzled-related protein 1a. Gene Ontology annotation, biological process: non-canonical Wnt signaling pathway; negative regulation of canonical Wnt signaling pathway; canonical Wnt signaling pathway. NCBI's taxonomy places the organism in Eukaryota, Metazoa, Chordata, Actinopteri, Cyprinodontiformes, Cyprinodontidae. Bases 115 to 1041 code for a protein of 308 amino acids. Gene Ontology annotation, molecular function: Wnt-protein binding. The transcript is spliced from 3 exons. The record is from RefSeq and is a predicted model, not a curated record.